CACCUCCCAAAUCGACGCGGGGUAAGGAACAGCCAGCAACGGUCUCAAAAAAACGGCAACGCAAGAAUUCUCGUCCGUGCAGUCGCAGCAUGUUAGCACCCGCAGAGACAGGCAUGUGGGAGACGCCCCAACCACUCCGGCUGCCACGGGAGAACCAAGGACCACAGCCACCUCGGCACCGUCCUGCACGCAAGCGGGCGCGGGCGACUGGGCGGCGCCGCGUGCGAGCCACGCAGGAGGGUGGACGAUCACGGUCGAGGUUCCCCCAACGCAGGAGAGAGAACAGGAAGGAGAAGGACGGGCAGGAGGAGAAGGAGGAGGAGGAGGAGGAGGAAGAGGAGGAGGAGGAAGAGGAGGGAGCGGCCCAUCCCUGGGCGGUGGCACACCUGAGCGUCUUCCUGCACUGCGUGGCGCUCGGGCGUGUCAACGCCAAGGGGCGGAGCUCCCCUCCCGACGGGUUUUCGGUGGCGGUGGUCCCUGCUUCUCCGCUGACGCUGUGGCCGGUCCACCCUGGGAGGUACAAACGGAACCUCGGGCGGAGAAGUCCUGGUGAUACAGGACGGCCAGCGACCCCAGCCCCACAGCUGGAUGGCCCUGAGGUUGUCGACCGCGGCUCCCCGAGAGGCCGAGACUGCGAGACGGCGCCGUGAAACCGAUAAGAGCGUCAUCCCUCGGAGGCCUGGGGCCGUUCCGCGCCACCACGUCGCGCGCGCCGACAGGGCGCGUGCGGGCUAGCGUGAGCUCUGCUAGGUGGCGACAUCCGAACCCUAGCCCCAGAAUUACUGGACUCUCUUAAGUCGAGGGAGCUGCCUGAAUCGUGGAUCGGCGAGGAAAGGGUUCGGAUUUUGCCGCCGAUCUGCUGUUGAAAAACGGGCGGGGCCCGCAGCAGGACCGCCUCCCCUUUCCCGAGGGGCCGAGGGCGGACAGUGAUCCAGCAAGGCCCCUGCUAGGGAACAAGAGGUCGCCCGCCCAGAGGGCCGAGGGCGUGCUAAGAUCUCCCGCAAGGGGUUCCGAGUACUUGUAUAUUCCCGAACUCGGUGGCCCUCCAGGCGGAGGGAGAGUGUGUGUGGAAAGGGGGGAAAGGUGUGUGGUGAG
Messenger RNA from Prorocentrum cordatum, 1095 nucleotides. Lineage: Eukaryota; Dinophyceae; Prorocentrales; Prorocentraceae. The record is from the annotation of a GenBank genome assembly.